This is a messenger RNA of Trichomonas vaginalis G3, 810 nucleotides long. RefSeq names its product Prim-pol domain family. The record is from RefSeq and is a predicted model, not a curated record. Lineage: Eukaryota; Parabasalia; Trichomonadida; Trichomonadidae. The transcript has a single exon. The annotation marks the transcript as partial.
AUGACGGCAACAAACAACAACAGCAACUAUAUCGUUUCUGAUGAAAAAGUUAUUGAUUCAUUAGUUGAGGAAUUAGUUGUGGCAGAAACUAAAACCCUCAACGAAAGAAUUGGUGAAAACAUGAUUGAUUUACAUAACUACCUCAAACAUGAUGGAGGAAGAGGAAGGAAAACUGGUACAGCUUUAUUAGUAAAUAAAAUUUCAAAUUUAACGAUUAUAGAUGUUGAUAUCAAUAAAUCAUACAAUGAUGAACUUAAAGAAACAGUUAGAAAAGACAUUUUAUCAAAACUUUCGGAUAAAGAUGUUAUCGUUAAAACUGCAUCAGGAGGUCUUCACAUUUAUUGCAACACUAAUUUCUUCUAUUCAACCUCGAACAGAAUGAUUAAAUGUUAUUCCUGCAAUGAUUAUGAUAUUGAUAUCAUGACUUCUAUUGAUGAUUCAAAGCGUUCUUUAGUGGUUAUGGCUGAUUCAAGAGUUCGCAAGAAUGCAACAGAACCAAUCAAUACAUACUCAUUCAUUCGUGGAAGUUAUGAUUCAACAUUAACUAGAACAGUGAAUGAUAUAUUAAAUGAUUUGAAUAUUAAGGUAAGAGUUGAACAGAAGAAUGAAGAAAUAAAGACUAUCAUGAAUGAAAACAAAGAUGUAAACAUUGACGAUAAACUAGCUCAAAGCAUAGUUGAUGGCAUCUGUGAUUUUGAAGUACAUAAUGAUGGUGGAAACAUGAAUUUAGAAAAAGAAAUAACAUUAUUCACACUGUUUCAAGCUAUUAAUUCGUUACCUAAUCAUUUAAUUAAUGAAGCAUACGAUAAC